Messenger RNA from Thermothielavioides terrestris NRRL 8126, 1215 nucleotides. RefSeq lists its product as uncharacterized. Gene Ontology annotation, molecular function: FAD binding. The record is from RefSeq and is a predicted model, not a curated record. The coding region runs from base 1 to 1215 and encodes 404 amino acids. NCBI's taxonomy places the organism in Eukaryota, Fungi, Ascomycota, Sordariomycetes, Sordariales, Chaetomiaceae. The transcript is spliced from 5 exons.
AUGGACCCCAAGCGACCAGUGGACGGGCUCAGAGUCUUGGUCAUCGGCGCGGUGCUCAAGAAGGCUGGAAUCGACGUCGCCGUGUUCGAGCAGGACGAAAGUCCCACUGCCCGACCGCGGGACUGGAGUUUCGGCGUCUACUGGGCACAGGAUCGAAUCCAGGAAUGUUUGACUCCCGAGCUGAACGCUCUCAUAGACACCGUCCAGACUGAUCCGUCCUACCGGCACCACGAAGCGUCCGUUCUCCCCAUCUACAACGGUGUGACAGGGGAAAUGCUCAGAGCUCUCCCGGCUCCGCAUGCCAUCCGCCUCCGGAGGAGGCCAUGGCUACAGCUUCUCCGAACGGGCCUAGACGUGCGCUACGGCAAGAGACUCGCCUCCAUCACCACCACCGACGAAGGCGUCAGCGCCGCCUUCGAAGACGGCACCACCGAGCACGGCACGCUCCUGAUCGGCGCCGAAGGCGCCCACAGCGUCACGCGCGCCUGGCUCUUCCGGUCCUCGCCGGCGGACGGCGCGCUGCAGCGGGUGCCCAUCUCGGCCUUCGCCGCGCUGACCACGCUCCCCGCACCGACCGCGCUCGCCCUCAUGGCGAUGCCGUCCACCUGGUUCAUCGCGAUCGACCCGCGCGGCGUCUUCACCUUCGCCGCGCUGCACGACUGCGCGCCCGCCGACCCGGCCCAGUGGACCUUCAUGGUGCUCCUGACCUGGCCGGCCGACGAGCCCGACGAGCAGGCCGCGCUGGCGCGCGACAGCGAUAGGCUGCUGGAUAAGAUGCGCGCCAUGGCCGAGCCGCUGGCGUUCCCCUUCGACGCGAUGGUCCGGGGCAUCCCGCGCGGGACGAAGUCGGGGUAUACGGCGGAGUUGAAUUACUGGCUGACGAAGCCGUGGGAUGGGCGAGGCGGGCGGGUAACGCUUGCCGGGGAUGCGGCGCAUACGAUGACUUUCCACCGUGGCCAAGGCCUCGGAAACGCCAUCACGGACGCGGCCGAGCUGCAGACGCACCUGCGCGCCAUGAAGGCGCACACCCGGGAGGAGCUGGCGCGGGCGGUGGCCAAGUACGAGCGGGAGGUCUGGCAGCGCGGGAGCGACGUGGUGGCGCAGAACAGGGAGAACACUCUUGCCCUGCACGACUGGGCGCAGGUCACGCGGAGUAUGUUGGUCGUGUCUGGGUUGAGCAAGGAUCCUUCGAACUGCGAGGAUGGAGAACAUUAG